AUGACUUUAAAUUCCAUAGAUAAAACUGAACAAAAUUUGAAAGAGGAGAUUUUGAAGAAAAAUGGAAUAAAGGUCCUAAAAGGAAAGGAUAUAAAUGAAGUUUUCGCACAUUUUAAUCAAUUGAUCCAAUGGGAACAUUAUGAAAAAGAUGAUGAAAUGUUUAAUUCUAAAAAUCAUGAAAGUUUUCAGAAUGGGCUAUUGACAUUUUUUAAAGCUUUAGGAACCAAUGAUAUUAUUACACGAGGAUUGCAAUUUGAUUAUAUUUGGUCUGAAGAAGAGAUUAUCCAAACCAUAGAUCACAGAAAAAAGCUUCUUUAUUUUUCUGAUAAAAUUAUUGGAAAUGCUUUGGCAAGUGAUUUUUUAAAGGCUGCACGUAAAUAUUUGAUGGUUCCUCAAGAAGCAAAAGCCGACUUUAAAAAAAAUUUUCAAGAAAUUUAUAAAAUAGUAGAUUCUUCGGUAGUUGCACAAGAAGCUGUGGCACUUUGUUAUUUAUUGGGAAUUGGAAUUGAACAAAAUUUUGAAAAUGCCGAACUUUGGUUUGAGGAAGUUGGGAAAUCUUAUCAAAAAAAUGGAAUGGAGAAUAUUUCAAUCUCUCACAGAUUAAAAAAAAGCUUUUCUAUCUGUGUAUUCUUUGUAGAUAAAAGCAAAAAUCAUUAUCUUUCUUCAUCUCUGGAGGGAAUCAAUUGGACUAGUGCCAACCAAAUAAUGACCGGAUGGUUGUCCUCUCAUCAUCUGAGUCCUAUUAAAUUUAAAGGAAAAUUAUAUGUGGCUGCAGUAGGACUUGAUGAUAAGAUCUACUUCUUUAGUUUAACAGAUGAAAACAAAUUUAAUAAUGUAUACAAACCAUUUGAUGGUUGGAUGACAAAUCGAUCCGUGCAUUUGGCUAUUUUUAAAGGAAAACUUUAUAUUAGUAUGAUAGGAUACGACAAGCAUACUUAUUUAUCAUAUUCUUCAAAUGGAACCAAUUGGUGCGCUCCUUAUAGAACUCAUAAUGAUUGGGAAAUGACUCAAUCCUCAUGCAUGGCUAGGUUUAAAGGGAAGCUUUACAUUACUUUUGUAAACAAGGAUAAACAUUUUUUUAUAUCUUCUUCUUCAGAUGGAAUGCAUUGGGAAGAGCCUAUUAAUUUCAUUAAAGACUGGGAAACUGGGGAGCACUUGCAAAUAAUAAAUUUUAAGGAAAAGCUUUAUAUAUGUUGUCUAGGGAUUGGUAAACGCAUUAGUUUAUUCUCAUCCUUGGAUGGAAUUAACUGGUCUAAACCCUAUAGAGCCUUCACAUGGCUAUCGCCUUGUCCUGCUUCAUUGGUCAAUUAUCAAGGGAAACUUUAUAUGAGUUUAGUUUGUUCAUCUAACAAAGUAUAUCUAACAUCAUCUUUAGAUGGAAAAAAUUGGAGGGCACCUUAUCUUCUAAGUGAGAGUUGGAGAUCUUUCAAAAGUGUGAGCUUAGUUGUUACAAAUGAUGAACUUGAUACAAUGUAA
Messenger RNA from Entrophospora candida, 1476 nucleotides. Lineage: Eukaryota; Fungi; Glomeromycota; Glomeromycetes; Entrophosporales; Entrophosporaceae. The record is from the annotation of a GenBank genome assembly.